This is a messenger RNA of Eutrema salsugineum, 1605 nucleotides long. RefSeq names its product beta-glucosidase 19. NCBI's taxonomy places the organism in Eukaryota, Viridiplantae, Streptophyta, Magnoliopsida, Brassicales, Brassicaceae. The transcript is spliced from 13 exons. The coding region runs from base 1 to 1587 and encodes 528 amino acids. Gene Ontology annotation, molecular function: beta-glucosidase activity. Gene Ontology annotation, biological process: carbohydrate metabolic process. The record is from RefSeq and is a predicted model, not a curated record.
AUGAAGUUUCCUCUCUUGGGGUUAUUUUUGCUCCUAAGUCUUGUCGGCUCUCCGACAAGGGCCGAAGAAGGACCUGUUUGCCCUAAGACCGAAACUCUAAGCCGUGCAAGUUUCCCAGAGGGUUUCAUGUUUGGUACCGCAACCGCGUCCCAUCAAGUUGAAGGUGCCGUAAAUGAAGGUUGCAGAGGUCCAAGCUUGUGGGAUAUCUACACGAAGAAAUUUCCACAUAGAGUUAAGAACCACAAUGCUGAUGUGGCCGUCGAUUUCUACCAUCGCUACAAGGAGGAUAUCCAGUUGAUGAAAAAGCUGAACACCGAUGGUUUUAGACUUUCCAUUGCGUGGCCAAGAAUAUUUCCCCAUGGGAGGAUGGAGAAAGGAAUAAGCAAAGAAGGGGUUCAAUUUUACCACGAUCUUAUAGACGAGCUCCUCAAAAAUGACAUAACACCAUUAGUAACGAUUUUUCAUUGGGAUAUUCCCGCCGAUUUGGAAGAUGAGUACGGUGGCUUUUUAAGCGAACGUAUAGUACCGGAUUUUGUGGAGUACGCAAACUUCACGUUCCACGAAUAUGGGGACAAAGUGAAAAACUGGAUAACGUUCAACGAGCCAUGGGACUUUAGCCGUUCAGGCUAUGACGUUGGGAAGAAAGCACCGGGACGUUGUUCUCCUUACGUCAAAGACUUCGGACCUCUUUGCCAAGAUGGACGGUCAGGAUUCGAGACUUAUGUCGUCAGUCACAAUUUGCUCUUGUGUCACGCUGAUGCCGUUCAAGCUUUCAGAAAAUGCGAAAAGUGCAAAGGUGGUAAAAUCGGGAUAGCUCAUAGUCCGGCUUGGUUUGAACCGGAAGAUGUGGAGGGAGGUCAAAAUACUGUAGACCGUGUGCUUGACUUCAUCUUGGGCUGGCAUUUGGAUCCUACCACGUAUGGAGAUUAUCCUCAAUCUAUGAAAGAUGCGGUCGGACCACGGUUGCCCAAAUUUACAAACUCCCAAAAGGCAAAACUGAAAGGUUCAACAGACUUCGUGGGAAUAAACUAUUACACUUCUUUCUACGCAAAGCUAAACGAGAAGCCUGAUCAUCGGAACCCCACUUGGGCUACAGAUUCUUUAGUCGAGUUUGAACCCAAGACUGUGGAUGGAUCCGUUAAGAUUGGUAGCCAGCCCAGCACUGCUAAGAUGGCUGUAUACGCAGCGGGUUUGAGGAAGCUUUUGAAAUACAUAAAACACAGAUAUGGCAACCCUGAGAUCAUAAUCACAGAGAACGGUUACGGAGAGGACCUUGGCGAUAAAGAUACAGAUCAUAGUGUUGCUCUCAAUGACCACAACAGGAAAUACUAUCUCCAGAGGCAUCUUUUGGCCCUUAAUUAUAUGGUGAGAUCUAUUAAUCAUUUGUGUGAAGACAAGGUGAAUGUUACAUCGUAUUUCUUGUGGUCGUUAAUGGACAACUUCGAGUGGCAAGACGGGUACACAGCUAGGUUUGGGAUCUACUACAUCGACUUCCAGAACAACUUGACUCGUGUACAGAAAGAAUCUGCAAAAUGGUUUUCUGAAUUCCUCAAACCAUCCAAGUCGAAGCUCAACGAGGAGCUCUAAAGUCGACUUCUCUGCAAA